This is a messenger RNA of Acromyrmex echinatior (Panamanian leafcutter ant), 1095 nucleotides long. RefSeq lists its product as uncharacterized. NCBI's taxonomy places the organism in Eukaryota, Metazoa, Arthropoda, Insecta, Hymenoptera, Formicidae. The record is from RefSeq and is a predicted model, not a curated record.
AUGUCCGAUUCGUUGUCAUCUUUGCGGUUGCAGUAUACGCUUCGACGAGAAUACCAGCAGCGAUCCAAUGCUGUUGGGCUUGUCAAAGUUUAUUCUGUAUGCACAUCUAAUCUUGCAUUUAGUAUAAUAGUUUCAGCGGAACAUAAUCGGGUAUUCUCCACCCUCACCAUUAUCGUCAUCAAUGUCAUUGUUGUUGUUGUUGUUGUUAUUGUCACCACGCACUACGUCAAUGGUUUCAAAAAAGUUAAUGGCAACGGUAACGUAAACGGCAACGGCAACGUCAAAGCAAACGGCAACGUUAACCGCAAAGAAAACUGCAACGUUAGAGACAACAUCGACAACAAUAACUAUAGCAACUGCAACAAUAGCAACAGCAACAACAUCAACAAUAACAUGACAGAAACGACAUCAGUAGCAACAACGAUACCGACAAUGACAUCAACAUAUAAUAACAACAAACAGAAUAAUUACAAUAACAGCAACGUCAACAGCAACAACAAAAAUAGCAGUAACAGCAAUAACAUCAAAGCCAUCACAUACAACGACAACAACAGCAACAUCGAAAACAACAGCAACAGCAAUAAAAUCAACAGCAACAACAACAGCAACAGAAAAACAACAACACCAACACAAACACCAACAUGCAAGAACAGCAACAACAACGGCAACAACGACAACGACAACAAAGAUAAAAACAACUGCAACUACACAACGACAUCAAUACAACGACACGAUAACAACAUCAACAAUAAUAGCAACAGAAACAAAAGCAACAACAACAGGAAAAGUAACGACAUAACCAACUACAACAGCAACAACAUCAACUUCAAAAUCAACAACAACAGCCACAACAACAGCAACAUCAAUACCAACAACACCAUGAAUAACAACAACAAUAAGAGCAAGGACAAUAACGACGACACGACGAAAACAACAAUAACUACAACAACAGCAAUAACAACGACACAAAAGAAAUAUAAUAAUAACAACAGCAAAUACAACAAUAACAGUAUCAACAGCAACACCAACAACAACAACAGGAACAACAUCAACAGCAACAACAAGACAACGACACGCCACAAUAACAAUAUUUGA